UGGCAAGCCAGUAGCAGUUGCUUAUUGCGUUGGAAUCUGUUUGGCUUCGUCUUCCAUUUUAGAUUGGAGAGAGAGAUAUAUAGAGAGAGAGAAUGAAAAAAGAAUGCCGCAAUAGGAGGGAAUGGAAUCUGUACGUUGAGUCUGAUCCCUCCACAAAGAAAGUCGUCGUGUUCACGACUACAUGGAGUGCACCCUGCCGCUUCAUGGAACCUUAUCUGAAUCGUAUGGUCAGGAAACGGCCAGACCUUACCUUUGUCUUCGGAGAUGCCGAUAACCUAGAGUUCAUCGCUGAAAAGGAAGUUUUUGAACUGCCAACCAUCCUAUUCAUGAAAGAUGGCCAGACUGUGUAUCACUUCUCGGGGGCAGAUGAUGGAGAACUGGAGCAAAUGUUUAACAAUUUUUAAUGCCUUGUUUAUCUUACGUCUGAGGAUGCCCGUUUGAUCUAAUUAAUUAUAGAUACACUUUAAUUUGAAUAUGAUUAUAUUUAUUUAGAUUGUUGUUAUUUAAUCCAUGAAAUGGGCUACCUAGUUCUGGUUGUUACUAA
This is a messenger RNA of Diospyros lotus (date-plum), 544 nucleotides long. RefSeq names its product thioredoxin H-type 1-like. Lineage: Eukaryota; Viridiplantae; Streptophyta; Magnoliopsida; Ericales; Ebenaceae. The transcript is spliced from 3 exons. Bases 93 to 404 code for a protein of 103 amino acids. The record is from RefSeq and is a predicted model, not a curated record.